This is a messenger RNA of Xenia sp. Carnegie-2017, 1059 nucleotides long. RefSeq lists its product as uncharacterized. The transcript has a single exon. Bases 1 to 1059 code for a protein of 352 amino acids. Gene Ontology annotation, biological process: DNA integration. The record is from RefSeq and is a predicted model, not a curated record. Gene Ontology annotation, molecular function: nucleic acid binding. Lineage: Eukaryota; Metazoa; Cnidaria; Anthozoa; Malacalcyonacea; Xeniidae.
AUGGAAAACGGUCCUGAAUUCCUGUACUUGCCAAAGGAAGAAUGGCCGGUCGAAAACGCAAAACCCGAUGCAAAAGAAGUUGAAAGGGAAUGUAGAAGUUCAAAAUUGGUAGGUGCAGUGACAACGUCAGUAAACGUAAUUGACAGUGAAAGGUUUUCAAGUUGGAGAAAGCUCGUACGAGUUACUGCUUGGGUUUUGAGAGCUAAGUCAACAUUAUUAGCAAAGGUACGGUCGACAGCGAAGGACACAGCAAGAGGAGAUUGCUUAACACCGGCAGAACUCGAAAGAAGUAGGACAUUCUGGAUUAAAAGAGCUCAAACAAAGAUUCGUGCACAAUUGAAAUCUAACGAAUUAAGAUCUCUGAGCCCUUUUACCGAUGAAGAAGGCACUGUUAGAGUUGGCGGAAGAAUUGAUAACUCAUUAGUUUCUUACGAAACCAAGCAUCCUGCUCUCCUGCCCUAUAAUCACCGAAUCUCCAAAUUGAUAGUGGAAGAGUUUCACAAAAGAGGUCACCACGGGGUGGCAACUACGGUAGCAAAAAUCAGAAGAAUGUAUUGGAUCAUUCGAGCACACGAUUUAGCAAAGAGCAUCAAGGCAAAGUGUGUCACAUGUCGAGCAGCAAACCCAAAAACCGAAUCACAGAUAAUGGCCAACUUACCACCACAGCGACUUCAACCCCAUUCCCCACCGUUCCACUACACAGCAUGCGACUACUUUGGACCACUGACUGUCAAAGUGGGAAGAAACAAGAGAACGAAACAUUACGGAGUAAUCUUUACGUGCCUAAAUACUCGAGCAGUCCACCUAGAAAUCGCCACCGACUGUUCAGCGAUGGAAUUUAUCCAGACUCUGCGAAGAUUCUUCUCAAUUCGGGGAUACCCAGCAGAAAUCUUGAGUGAUAACGGUACGCAGUUUGUUGGUGCAUUGACCGAUCUGCGCAAAAUGAUCCAAGGAGCUGACAAAAGGCUACUUCAAGACUACUGCGCGGAAAAGGAGUACAAUGGAAGUUUAGCACCCCAGCGGCACCACAUCAAAACGGAUGUGCAGAGGCGAUGGUGA